This is a messenger RNA of Ylistrum balloti, 1485 nucleotides long. Its product is annotated as sodium-dependent glucose transporter 1-like. The coding region runs from base 1 to 1485 and encodes 494 amino acids. The record is from RefSeq and is a predicted model, not a curated record. The transcript has 3 exons. Gene Ontology annotation, biological process: transmembrane transport. Lineage: Eukaryota; Metazoa; Mollusca; Bivalvia; Pectinida; Pectinidae.
AUGGAGAAAGAAAUCAAAUAUGGCGUUCCAUCUUCCGAACUUGACACAGUUCCAAUGCAGGAAAUUGUGAAAGAAAAAAACUGCAAAAAUGUUAACAAAAGAAAAAAAUCGUUCCGUGAUGAUGUCCUGACCAGUAAAACUGUACAAUCACAGAUCGUACGAAGUGUAUGUGUUUCCGCUGCCUAUAUGAUAACGGGCUGGACGAAGGGUCUGAUAGGGCCAGCCUUUCCUGAUAUCAUGAUGAUUUCCGGAGCAGAUCUAGAAAAUGGAUCUCUAUUCAUGACUGCACUCUACACAGGCCUUUUGCUUGGUUCUGUCGGAGGUGGUGUGAUUUACUCCAAAAUAGAUAAAUAUCUUUUAUUUACUGUUUCGUUAGUAUUAUACAGCGUAAUGGUAGCACUCAUUCCGUGGUGUUCAUCGUACCAACUUAUGGUAGUUGCUCAUGCGUUUCUUGGUGUUUGUGGCGGGCUUACUAGUGUAGGGGUUGGUUUCGAAUCUAUAGCUAUUUGGGGGCCAACACCACGAGGACGUUCCUAUCUGUUAGUUAACAGUGCUGCUUACGCUAUCUCCAGCGUCAUAUCACCAUUAGCCACGGCUCCUUUUCUACUAAAGCACUCUGUUAGUAUUAAUUCGAACAACUCGUCGUGGAAUUCAACAUCCUCUGUUCAAAGUUUCUACACAACAAUUAACAACACUAAUCAGUCUUAUAUAAUUGAUAUGGAACUAUUCAACAACAACAUCACGACACCAAGUAAAAGUUCAAAACUCUAUAUCGCUUAUACAAUAUCCGCGGUUUUAGGUUUGACAAUAGCCCUGCUGUUCUUCAUCUUGUUUUGUCAACAAGGAUCCGUUACCAUACAGAAAUCAUCAAGUGAUCAACUGAAAUUUAUUGGGAAAUAUUCGUUACAUCUUAAGCGUUUACAAUUAUUUAACAUCAGUGUAUUUAGUGUAAUCCAAAAUGCCGUUGAUUUCACAUUUACUGGCUAUCUGGCAACUUUCUGUAUCAACUAUCUUGGGUGGACAAAGACGAUAGCAGCUACAAUAACCUCUGUUGCUUUCUUCACUAGACUUUUGGGAACAACUAGCGGAAUAUUUUUACUUCGAUAUUUCCGGACUCAUCAACUUCUUCUGUCUGCAACUGUAGCAUCCACUGUAGGUUUCAUCGGCUUUACCAUAUGUGCUCAUGUCCAUUUUGAUGUUGGGAUAUGGAUAUCUCUAUGUGUGAUCGGGAUUCCGUACGGUCUUCUGUGGCCAAACAUGCUGAGUUGGAUAAAUGAGUACCUCAUUCCAAUGCGAAGUGAAAUGGCGGGAUUGAUGAAUUUUACUGCCGGUCUCGGGGCUUUAUUGGCACCUCUACUGCUCGGCUAUCUCAUGGAACACGUUUCUCUACUCUGGUUCUGUUACUUGUUUUGUUCCAAGUCCCUCAUUCUUACCGGAAAUUCGGUCUUGAUGUUUGUAUAUACGAUGCCUAAAGACACUAAAUAA